CAGGAAAAGUAGUAAUUCUCAAAGAUAUUUUCUUUGUCCCAUAAUUCUGAAUCUUUGAAAACAAUGUGUUGUUACAGGGAUCCAUGUCAUUUGAAGAUGUGAUUGUCGAAUUUACCCAGGAUGAAUGGCAGUACGUGAGCCCUGCACAAAGGACCCUGUACAGAGACGUGAUGCUAGAGAACUAUAGCCACCUCAUCUCAGUGGGGUACUGCACCACCAAACCUGAGAUGAUCUUCAAGUUGGAGCAAGGAGAAAAACCUUGGUCCUUAGAGGAAGAAUUCCUAAACCAGACGUACCCAGAUAGUUCAUGUAAAUGCAGUCACACAUUAUGUGGUCUUUUAUGAUUGGUUUCUUUCACCUAGGAUUGCAAGGUUCAUAUGUAUCAGUACUUCAUUCAUCCUUUGUAUGGCAAAAUAAUGUCUCAUUGUAUGUAUUUGCCACAUUUGUUUGUCCGUUCUUCAUUCAAUUGACAUUUAGGAGUCUACCUUUUGGCUAUUGAAUAAUGCUGAUAGAAAUGUUCAUUUACCAGUUUUUGCAUGGAUUUUUUUCCUGGACCUAACGCUUUUAUUUCUCUUAUUGAGUUACACUUGAUUCGAAUUGCUGGGUUGUGUGGUAACUGUUCAAGAAUGUCCAGACUAUUUUCCACAGUGCCUGUCUGUUUUUCUUUCCUAAUGACAGCAUAUGACGAUUCUAAUUUUUCCACAUCUUCACCAACACUUCUUAUUAUCUGACUUUUUAUUCUAGCCAUCCUAGUAGAUGUGAAGUGGUAUAUCAUUGAAGUUUUGAUGUGCAUUUCUGUACUAGUCAUUUGGCCUGGCAUAAUAAAUAAAUACCAUAGUUUAGGGUGGCCUAAACAACAGAAAUUUAUUUCUCAUAGUUCUAGAAGCUAAAAGUCCAACAUCAAGGUGCCAACAUGAUUAAUUUCUGGUGAGGCUUCUUCCUGGCUUGCAAAUGACUGCCUUCUGACUAUGCCCUCAUAUGGCCUUUCCUAUGUGCUUUCAUGGAGAGACAGCUGUGAUGUCUCUUCCUAUUCUUUCAAGGACACCAGGCCUAUAAGAAUUCGAGCCCCACCCUUAUGAACUCAUUUAGCCUUAAUUUCCCCAAAGGCCUUACCACCAAACAUAGUUAAAUUGAGGGUCAGGGCUUCAACAUAUGGAUUUGGGGGAGAGAUAA
Molecule: messenger RNA, 1173 nt
Organism: Ailuropoda melanoleuca (giant panda)
Lineage: Eukaryota; Metazoa; Chordata; Mammalia; Carnivora; Ursidae
Product: zinc finger protein 37A
Exons: 3
Coding region: 84-344 (86 amino acids)
Biological process (GO): regulation of DNA-templated transcription
Source: RefSeq, a predicted model, not a curated record